Messenger RNA from Olea europaea var. sylvestris, 450 nucleotides. RefSeq lists its product as uncharacterized. Bases 1 to 450 code for a protein of 149 amino acids. NCBI's taxonomy places the organism in Eukaryota, Viridiplantae, Streptophyta, Magnoliopsida, Lamiales, Oleaceae. The transcript is spliced from 2 exons. The record is from RefSeq and is a predicted model, not a curated record.
AUGACGGAUAUCGGCCUCAUGGCCUACUAUCUUGGAAUUGAGGUAAAGCAAAUUGAGGAUUGUAUAUUCAUCUCACAAGGAGGAUAUGUGAAAGAAAUUCAAUAUGAAGGAUUACAAGCCUAUAUCCUUUUUGGAGUUGGGCUCAUUAGUCGCUAUAUGGAGACACCUACCAUGACCCAUAUGAAAAUUGCAAAGAGAAUUGUUCGCUACAUCAAAGGUACGCUUGAUUAUGGUUUAGUCUAUUCAUCAUCUAAUGAAUUCAAACUUGUUGGAUAUAGUGACAGCGAUUGGGGCAGAGACGGUGAUGAUAGACAGAAUACGACUGGGUAUGUGUUUUACUUGGGCGACACAACUUUCAUUUGGAGCUCAAAGAAGCAAUCGAUCAUAGCACUAUCUACCCGUGAAGCUGAAUAUGUUGCAACUACAUCAAGUGUCUGCCAUGCAAUUUGA